UCUGCCGGCUUUUAAAAACAAAUGAACGUCAAUGUUGAGUGAUUGCUGCUGGCUCUGUCAGUGAUUAGUGUUUAUGCAAAUGAGUCUUAUUAAAAAUAGUAUAAAUCAAUGUUAAAGUCGAGGGCCGGGUUUGUUUUGCUUCUGAAUGAUGAGCAGGAAUCAUAUGUGGAGGAGGUCGCUCUUUAUGGGCUUCAUAAUUUUCCUUUGUUGUUUUGGAAAUCUCUCAGCAAGACGUCUGAUAUUGCAACCAAUAAAGUCCCUAGAGAUGAAGGAUUUGGAGAACUCUCGAUCGGUGUCCAGUGGCAUUGCUGGCUUGGCGGGCUUUGCUCUGGGACUAGGAAAAGCCCUUACUGCAGUUUUCAUAUACGAUGUCAUAACUGCCAACAUUACGGAAACGGAAGAGACUCAGGUCGCAGGAAAUAGUGUUUCCCUCAGGGAGAUAUGCUUAAAUACCGAGGGAUCUGAGGUUUAUUUCGACAAGAGGGAGGAAAACAUUCUCCAAGGACCCAAUGCUGAUGUAACCUGCAUAAUCUAUCCAGCAAAAAAUUAA
Drosophila ananassae is the source of this 550-nucleotide messenger RNA. RefSeq lists its product as uncharacterized. The record is from RefSeq and is a predicted model, not a curated record. The coding region runs from base 146 to 550 and encodes 134 amino acids. NCBI's taxonomy places the organism in Eukaryota, Metazoa, Arthropoda, Insecta, Diptera, Drosophilidae. The transcript has 2 exons.